AUGUCUCAAUUCGGUGGUGGAAAGCCACCCGGUCAAUGGGGACGCCCAACUGCUCCUGGUGCCGCUGGUCAAUUGCCAGGCUUCCCAGCCGUUAAUGUCGGCGCAUUUCCCAUGGUCGGUAUGGGAGUCCCAAUGGGAAUGGUCAAUCAAGCAGCGUUCUCAUCGCCCAAUGUACUCGGAAUGCAAGGAAUCAUGGGAGCCGUUCCUCAACAAUCCCUUGCUGCUCAACAACAAGCGGGUGCAACUUCAAAGAAUCAGCGCACAUUUGUUGGUGUGGUUACAAAAAUGCACGACACUUACGGAUUUGUUGAUGACGAUGUGUUCUUCCAGCAUAGUGUUAUUCGCGGAGCUCAUCCAAGAGUCGGAGACAAAGUAAUGGUUGAAGCGAACUAUAAUCCCGCAAUGCCUUUUAAAUGGAAUGCGUAUCGCAUUCAAUUGCUGAAUGCUGCUUCUCAAGCUCCACCAGAUCCAGCAAGACCUCCACCACAACAACAAAUGGGAUCUACUCGGCAGGCCGAGCAAUCUCGUUGGGGUUCCGACCGCAAUGGACGCAACGAGUCACCUCCACGGAGUGGAAAUUCAUCUCGCCGUUACUCACCCCCAAGACGAUCACCGCCUCGACGCUCACCCCCACGCCGCUCCAGUCCGAAGCGAGAAAUUCCGAGAGGUAGGGAUUCUCGAGAUUCUCGCCGAAGUCCUCCUCCUCGUCGUGCUUCGCCGCCUGCUACCAGGCGAUCUUCACCACCAUCGCGCUCGGAUAGAAAACGAGAGCGAAGUCCGACUGGUAGUGUAGUAUCUUCAUCAGUUCGUCGUGAAAGUGCCAGCCCUCCUAGAAGACGCGCAAGGAUUAUACCAAGAUAUGAAUGUAGAACUCAGAAGCCUGUUAUAUUAUCUGAUGUGGUUUCUGGAAAUAUUCUCCGAACUCGUUACACCAAGCUGUACUUACCAUCUGAUUUUGUUGAUUUGACAUACGAUUGGAUUAAAACAGUUCAAUUGGACUUCUCUUUGGAUAUUAACGAUCCAGUGCGAUUUCAUGUUUUCCACAAGGACGUUGAAUACUUUGGAAAAGAACCAUUACCGGAUAUUGAGCCUGAGGAUGCUGAUCAUCGGCAUCAGGUCCGUGUGAUGUUGAUUUCGCACAACGGAAAAGCUGAUGUUGUGAAAAAGGCGUUCUGUUUGUUGGCUGACGGAAGCACUGACGACCAUCAAGAGCCACAAUCUAUUUUCAAAAACUUGAAUUUUCUCGUCGGUGUUCGUGGAAAAGAAAUUAUGGGAAUCGGAGGUAGUUGGUCGCCAUCGUUGGAUGGAUCUGAUCCACACUCACCAGCAACUUUGAUCAAAACUGCUAUUCGAACCACAAGAGCGCUAACUGGAAUUGAUUUGACUCCAGUUUCUCAAUGGUUCUCGAUGCUGCAAUUGCGCUACUACCGUUCCGAUAAGCAACGCGUCGAUCACGUUCAUCUGUUGUUCGCCGACACACAACAUUUGGUGCCAGAUGAUGCUGCAUGGUCAGCGGCUGAGCUGGCAAUUGGCGAACAAUACAAGCAGAGGCUCGAAGUUAUCGACUCCAUGAAGAUUGAGGAAGAGGUGGAGCAAGACGAGCCGAUUUCUGAGGACGAGAAACCGAAAAUUGAGGAGGUUAAUAAGCAGGAGGCGCCUGUUGAGACGGCUCCUUCUGGUAAUGACGAGGCAGCCAAGGAAAGUAUCAUGGAAACUGACAACUCCAAUGAAGUAUCAAUGGCAAGUGAGAAUGGAGAUGGAGAAGAAGAUGUGAAUCUAAAUCAGUCUGGACCCACGAAUUGGACCAAACUUGAUCCGAAGAGUAUGAAGGUAGCCGAACUCCGUAUCGAACUGGAGCUUCGUGGUCUUGAAACCAAAGGAAUCAAGACGCUUCUUGUUCAACGUCUUCAAACCGCAAUUGAUGCUGAAAAACUUUCGGAGAAGGAUAAUGCCGCUAACGCUGCCGCCGCUGCUGUUGCUCCUGCCGCUCAAGAUGUUGAAAUGAAGGAAGUUUCACCUGUGAAGCAAGAAGUCACUGAUGAAAACCCGGCUGCUUUCAUAGCUCCACCAGUUGAAGAAACUCGCGCUAAAAGUGAGGCUGAAGCAAAGAAGGAGCAGAAAAUUGCAGAGGAUCGUAAAAAGAAGGAAGAAGCACUUGAGAAAGAAAAGAAGGAAAAACGUGAAAAGCUCGAGAAGCAUUUUUCACUGCCCAAAGAGAAGAAGAUUCUUGUUUUUCCAUCGAAAACCUAUAAGUCUGGAAAGUUUGACUGUAAAACCGUCAGCAUGAGCACACUUCUUGAUUAUCGCGCUGAUGAUAACAAAGAAUAUCAAUUCGAGAUUUCGUUAUUCGCCGAAGCUUUCCGCGAAAUGCUUGAACGCAAUGCAGCAUUCACAAUCUAUGAAACAUUAGUUAAUUGUGGUGAUAAGGAUAUUGAGAAGAAGAGAAGAGAAGAAGCUCGCGAAAAACCUGUUGAGGAACCGGCAAAGGAAGCGACUGAGCCUGCCGCUGCACCGACUGAAAGUGCAGAAAAGGAAGAAAAUGGAGAAGCUCCUGUUGCUGAAAAGGACGAACCGAAGAAGGAGAACAAGAAAGAAGAGAAACCAGUAGUGGAAAAGAUUGAAUUGAAAAGUUUGGUUGCUAACCGCACUGUUUAUGAGGCGUUUUCGCUCUACGACGCGAAUCUCUGCGGUUACUUGUUGGAAAAAGAUAUUGAAGAAAUCCUUUAUAACGGAGAAUUUGGAAUAUCUCGAGGACAAAUUCAGAAAUUGGCGAAGAAAUUGUCAGUUCGCGAUAAAGUCAACUAUCGUCAUCUGACGGACGUGCUCAUGGACUCUGAUGGAAAUGUUAGAUAUACUCCUGGUGGAGCUGACGAUACAGUCGAGACCGAAGAUUUGAUACGCGGAUACGGUCUCGCACUGGCGAAAUCUGUUGAAAGCGGUGAAAAGAAACAAUCGGAAUCUACUACGACGGCGACGUCGGAUGGAAUUGUUGUUAUCAAUGGAAAUGUGGUGAAUGUACCGCAAAAAUUAAAGCAGCUGAAGACGGCAGAACAAGAACGUGAUGCAGCCAAAACAACUAUUAAUGAGCAAAUUUCGUUGAUUGAUCAACUUCGUGAGGCUAAAAUUGAUAUGGAGAAAAAGAAGAAAGAUAUUGAGUCGAUAUACAUGAAGACGAAUAAGAAAUUGAAUGAAGUAACUAUACAAUUGAAGACUUAUCAAGAUGAUCAAUCGGAUUUAAAGCAAGCACUUUUGGAUUGCAAGCGUUAUGCAAACCGUAUUUGUGGAGUGGUUGAGAAGGCGAUACCGCCAAAAGUCGAUGAAAAGAAGGAAAAGGAAAAAUCAAACAGCGAGAAAUCGGAAAAGAGCACUGACAAGAAAGAUGAGAAAUCGGAAACUUCAAAAGAAGGAAGUGAUGAGCAACAAACUGAGAUUGUGCUUGCUGAGGAAGUUGGAGGUGACGAAGAAGAAAAGAAGGAUAGCCCAAACGCCGACGCAGCGACCACAAAGCCUGAGGAAAUCAAAACCGAAUAA
Caenorhabditis bovis is the source of this 3531-nucleotide messenger RNA. Lineage: Eukaryota; Metazoa; Nematoda; Chromadorea; Rhabditida; Rhabditidae. The record is from the annotation of a GenBank genome assembly.